Alligator mississippiensis (American alligator) is the source of this 3709-nucleotide messenger RNA. It is a transcript of the gene INPP5J, whose product is annotated as inositol polyphosphate-5-phosphatase J. The transcript has 11 exons. Gene Ontology annotation, biological process: phosphatidylinositol dephosphorylation; negative regulation of peptidyl-serine phosphorylation. Gene Ontology annotation, cellular component: ruffle; cytoplasm; plasma membrane. Gene Ontology annotation, molecular function: phosphatidylinositol-4,5-bisphosphate 5-phosphatase activity; phosphatidylinositol-3,4,5-trisphosphate 5-phosphatase activity. The record is from RefSeq and is a predicted model, not a curated record. Bases 149 to 2485 code for a protein of 778 amino acids. NCBI's taxonomy places the organism in Eukaryota, Metazoa, Chordata, Crocodylia, Alligatoridae.
GGUAGUGUUAAUGAUCUUUUUCUCCCACAGAACAGGCACACUGCUUAUCUUCUUCUAUUCAGAGGGCCAUUCCUUCUGCCAUCAGAUGAGCUUUUGCAGCCUUCACCACUCCAUCUGGAACAGUCUGGCAUUUCUUAGCUCACUAUGAAUGCAGCAAUGGCAGCUGGGAGCUGUGGCAGUGAGGGGUUCUUCUAAAGUCAGCUCCCCACCACAUGUCUUUUGGUGCCAUUGCCUCCUACAUAGCAGUUGGAUCAACAAAAUCUGGACCUUUGUUCUUGGUUUUCAGUGUUCAGCAUUGCCUCCUGUGUAUGGCUGUGGUCUCCUUAGUGUUUAUCUGAGCACUGGUGAAUCUUCUGCCCUAUGCUUUUACAAGAUGGAGCUGAGUCACCAUGACAACAUGGAUCAGGGAUCAUCCUCGUCCAUUGGGCCCCAGUCCAUAUCACCAAGGGGCUCCAUUACAGCAACCUCCCCUGGACUACUUGGUCCCAUUGUAGCCCAGUUCAGCACAGAGGGGUCUGUUAGAUUCCAACCUGAGGGGUCCAGUGGGGCCCUCUCAGCAGCUUUCCCUGGGGGGAGCAUACCUCCAAUGCAGAGGGGUUCCUGGCCAGAUGUGCUCUUUGACCCUUUUCACUCUGGACCCUCUCGCUCACAGCCUGAUGGAUCACAGUACAGUGGGCCAGAGGACAGGUCCCUAAGCAGGCCUAGUCAGCCGUUGUCUUUGGAGGUCAACAGAGCCCAACCUGAUGGGGCAGGCGGGGUCCAAAUGUUCACACUGCCUAACUUACUGUCCCCAGGGGAGUGCAGGCCUCUGUCCCCUGGCUCUGGCAGCUCUGCAUCCCAUGCUGGUAUUUCACCCUCUGUCAAGCUCAACCAGUCACCCAGCCGGUCCCCACUACCAGAACUCUGCACCUUUGAUCCAGCCACCUCAGGAAAACUGCUCCUCAUGGAGCGGAAGGAAGCACUUCCCAAAGCUGAGUCCAGCGACUAUCUCUCAGCAGGCAGAACUGGCUCAUCCCACAGACCUGUGAGCCUCCCCAAAGCCAUUUCCAGUGAGCUCAUCUCAGGAGGAAGGAUAGGCCCCUCCAAGCCUGGGAUCCUGUUGAAAGCUGAGUCAGAGGAGUUCACCUCUUACGGGAGGGCUGGCUCAUCCCCUGGCCUGCCCAGCUGCGUGGACGCCUCUGAGGCUCUGCAGGGCCGGGCUGCUGAAGACACAACGUUCCGUAUCACUGUGGUCACCUGGAACGUUGGCACAGCCAUGCCCCCGAGUGAUGUGACAUCCCUGCUGCACCUCAACAUGGGUGACACGACUGACACUGAUAUGAUCGCCAUUGGGCUGCAGGAGGUGAAUUCCAUGAUAAAUAAACGCCUGAAGGAUGCUCUCUUUAUGGACCAAUGGAGUGAGCUCUUCAUGGAUGUGCUGAGUCCUUUUAACUUUGUAUUGGUGAGCACAGUCCGGAUGCAGGGAGUGAUCCUGCUGGUGUUUUCCAAGUACUAUCACCUUCCCUUCUUGCAGGACAUUCAGACAGACUGCACCAGGACAGGCCUAGGUGGCUAUUGGGGCAAUAAGGGUGGGGUCAGCGUGCGACUCUCCAUCUUUGGCCACAUGGUCUGCUUUCUGAACUGCCACCUGCCAGCUCACCUGGAGAAAGCUGAGCAGCGCAAGGAGGACUUCACCACUAUCCUCAACAUGCAGCAGUUUGAAGGGCGUGUGGCUAGUGGCAUCUUGGACCAUGACAUUGUGUUCUGGUUUGGGGACCUCAACUUCCGCAUUGAGAGCCUAGACAUCCGCUUUGUGAAAUAUGCUAUCGACAACAACAUCCUAAGCCAGCUGUGGGAGAAGGACCAGCUGAACAUUGCCAAGAAUACGUGGCCUAUCCUCAGUGGUUUCCAGGAGGGUCCCCUGAACUUCCCACCCACCUUUAAAUUCGAUGUGGGGACCAACAAGUAUGACACAAGUGCGAAGAAGCGAAAGCCAGCCUGGACUGAUCGGAUUCUCUGGAAGAUCAAGUCCUUGGGUGCCUCGCACAAUCCCAGUGGCAGGCGACCCAGCAGGAGCAUCCUGUCUGUGACUCAGCUUUGUUAUUGCAGCCACAUGGAGUACAUGGUGAGCGACCACAAGCCAGUGGCUGCCAUCUUUGCAGUGCAGUUUCCCUCCAAGACUGACAAGCCCCUGGUUGAGAUUCAAGUUGCUGAUGAGUGGUCUAGGCCAGAUCAAGCUGUUGUCAGAUACAAGGUGGCCAGCAUCUUUCAUAGGAGCUCCUGGGACUGGAUAGGUCUCUACAGGGUCUCACUCAGUUCCUUCCAAAUUUCAACAGCAUCAGCAAUAAAACAGCAAUUUCCCUGCACCUUGUUCAAGGCUACAGAAAUAGGCUUCAAGAUAGUCAGCAUAUGUUCUACGUUUCUCUUUAGCCCCAUGUUGAGAACUUUGGCUAUGGCAGUUCCAUCUAUUUUGUCACAAUUUUCUCACAAAUUGUCAUCAGAUUAGACCAGUUCUCAAUAUACUGUUCAAAACAGUCCACUAAUGAAUUCCAUCACACAUCUUGUGGACGAGUUAGUUUGGUUCCUCCUGCUUUCUUCAGAGCAACUGCUGCAAAAUGGCUGUUAUAGAAGUAUUUUGCCAUUUCAACAAUAUUACCCUUUAUUUCGGGAGCACUGAAGUCUUUGGCUAAGAGGUGCAUCAAAUGAGUGCUGCAGCAAUAUGUUACUAGCUUGGGGGGGGGGUUCACUUUCUUCUAGAUUUCUUUUCAUCUUUGAUACAUUUGUAGCAUUGUCUGUGACCGCUGCCUACUAGACAUUUGAAUUUUUUUCACAGUUUGUUAUAGCUUUUAUUGUUACUUCUACUUCUUGUAAGUAUUCUGCUGUGUGUGCAUUUCCUGAUGUAUGAAUUGUUUCUGUAAGGUAGACAGUCUCUUCUUCUGCUGUCACGCAAGCACACAUUACUGGAUCAUUGUGGGCAUUGCUCCACCCAUCAAGACUCAAGUUAACAAUUUUCCCCUCUAGACUUUUUGUACACCAUUCAGUUUCUUUCUCAUGCACUUUAUCCAGCAAUUUGCCUGCUAUAUCUGCUCUCAGAGCAGGUGGGUGGAUUCAAUCCUGGUCUUAAUGACUGAACCAUCUCAAUGAAGUGUGUGUUCUCAACCAUAUGGACAGGAAAGUUUGUUGCAUAAACAAACUGAGCAAUUUUUUUCCAUCAAUUUAAUUCUUGCUGUAAUCUGCUAGUUCUUAUUACAAACAUAUCUAUAGUUGUUUCUGGAUGAUGGAGAUUUUUUUUUCUUUUUGCUACAGGUGAUAUACUAUGUCAUACAUUUGCCUGGAACACUGGUAUCAUUAGCAGAUAAGGCAGGGGCAGGCAAUUAUUUUGGGUGGAGGGCUGCCUACUGAGUUUUGGCAAGCCGUCGAGGGCCACAUGACAGGCAGCCAGGGGCAGAUAAAUAUUAAUUUUCUAAAUGUUUUAGGGGCCCUGCGGGCCAAAUAGAAUGGCCUGGCAGGCUGCAUCUGGCCCACGGGUCGCAUUUUGCCCACCCCUGAAAUAAGGCCUUGCAUUUCUUUGUUGCACUGUUUGCGUUUUGCAUGCAAGCCUGUCUUACCUACAGGUAGAGGAACUUUAUUAAAAUAUUUCCAAAUAGUCUCGUUUCUUUUAUGGCCUGGAAGCUGACUGCCAUGAUAUGUUUUUCCCUUCUUCCAUAUCAUUCCCUCGCUAGAUCUCAAA